This is a messenger RNA of Lachancea meyersii CBS 8951, 303 nucleotides long. NCBI's taxonomy places the organism in Eukaryota, Fungi, Ascomycota, Saccharomycetes, Saccharomycetales, Saccharomycetaceae. The record is from the annotation of a GenBank genome assembly.
AUGAACAGUACGAACGACACGACACGACACGCCCACCGUCGUAGCUUCAAGGCUAACAACAGCCCAAUGCCACACACACACACACACACACACACACGCGAGCGCUCUUCAGCCUCUAAUUUCAACAAUCUUGCCUCGAAAUACUCACGCCCAAAAUACCCACUCUUCAUUGCCCUUGUUGUCUCUACUAUGUCUUACCCAUAUACUGUCACUAAGACCAACAACGACGACAACAACAACAACAACAACAACAACAACAACAACAACAAUAACAACAGCCUUGACGAAAGUGUAAGCUCUUGA